CUCCUACAUACGUGGGAGGGCCGUGCUGGAGGACAGUGCUGCUGAGGUUCCAGAGGCAAGCUUCCAGAGACAGCCCGAGGUAUGUGGGGAGGCAGAGUUCGCGCUGGAUUCCGUUUCUGUGAUCCCGACACAAUGGGGAAACAUCUGGGCAGAUGCUGGUUGGCCAUCGUCUGUGUCCUGCUGUUCAGCCAGCUCUCGGCAGUCAAGGCGAGAGGCAUAAAGCACAGAAUCAAGUGGAACAGGAAAGCCUUGCCCAGCACCUCCCAGGUCACGGAGGCGCACACGGCUGAGAUCCGCCCCGGGGCGUUCAUCAGGCAAGGCCGGAAGCUGGAUAUCGACCUGGGAGCCGAGGCCAACAGGUACUACGAAGCCAACUACUGGCAGUUCCCCGACGGGGUCCACUACAACGGCUGCUCGGAGGCCAACGUGACCAAGGAGAAGUUUGUGAGCGGCUGCAUCAAUGCCACGCAGGCGGCCAACCCAGAGGAGCUGUCCCGUGAGAAACAGGACAACAAGCUGUACCAGCGGGUCCUGUGGCGGCUGAUCAGGGAGCUCUGUUCAGUCAAGCACUGCGAUUUUUGGUUGGAGAGGGGCGCGGGACUUCGGGUCCGCGUCGACCUGCCCAUGCUGCUCUGCCUGCUGGUUUUCAUUUGGUUGAUCGUGAAAUAAGUUUGCAGGCGGGCCGGCGGCCACAGGGAUGAGAGGGUGAGCCAUCGGCUGGCGUGGCCCAGUUCUCCCCCAGGCCCCGGCCCCCCGCGUGUCCCAAAGGUACCAAAGAGCCGUGAUUCUCCAGUGCCUCAAGGCGCACUGGCGAGUCUCCCCUGGGGUACCUAACUGUAUCGGCUGAAUAAUGUGUGGGUACCGAGCCCCUGCAGGCUCUCCCGAUGGCGGCGUGGCACACACUGCCUUCUAGCCUCCCCCGGAGACGUCUGGCACGGCGCGUUCUGCGAUAAAUAAUAAACAAAUGUUCGGCCAACAGAGAAGAGAACGCACCAGGGACCGGGCCACACGCUUCCCGGUAUCCCCAACCCCUCCUAGAGACAGGGGUUCUUCCCACUGUGUAGACAAGGAAACUGAGGCUCCAAGAGGUGAGGUGGCUAGAAAGUAGCAGAACCGGAAUGCAAGCCUGGCUUGUCCAACCCCAGAUCUUCCAUUCUGUGCAAUCCCAGAGCUGCCUUGUGAGUCCUUUUGGGCUUGCCAGGCCCAAAUCCAAACCCAGAUUUCUGCCUGAGCUGAUGGCCAUGGAUCCUGAUACCUUGUUCCAGGCAGGUUGUAUUUAAUUCUUCUAAUGAAACUAAGAUCCAAGAAAGGGAUUAAAUGAUCAUAGAAGUAGAGAAAGACAAAGGCCCAGAAAUCACGGCAUAAGGCGAUCUUGCCAGGUCGAAUUCCCAGAGCAGACCAUUUCCACCGCAGGAUGUGUGUAGGGCACAAAGAUUUUCUUUCACCAGAAGGUUAAGUGUUCACUCUUCCUCUCUUUGAAAUAUCACCUGGAUUUGAGAAAAUAUUUUUAAAUGACACAUUUGCUUUGUAAUGUUCCCUUAGUGCUAGGUGCAUCUUUUUACGUACAUGCAUAUGAGAAUCUUUAACUAUACUCCCUUUACACGGGUACGGUGGCCAAUCUCCAGCUGUUCUUUUAACCACCAUGUUGGGGUGGGGCUGUCAUUUCUGUGAAUCACUUAUCACUAUAAAAGAAUAAUUCCUUGCCAAAAAGUUUCAAAAGAAACCGUGUCGUUAGGGAGACCAAACAAAGAAUUAACUCAUACCAUAAGCAAGGGUAGAUAUGGCACUUAAUAUCUACCUCUUAUUAAUUAAAUAUAUGUUAUAAAAUAUGAUUACGGCUUAAAUACAAAUAAUGAAUCUAAUGCUUUAAGAUGUCCCCACAGGUCCUCUGGGAUACUCUUAGAGACCCCCAGGAAUUGUUGAACCAUAUUUGGAUGCACUAGCUGCUGACUUUUAUCAAUUCUCCUUUAAAGAGAGUCUGUAAGGGGGUGGGGGAAUGUACAUUCUUAGACAGUUUAUCCUAAGUAUUUUAAAACAUGAAUGUUGAUAAUGGUACCUCUUGUUCUGAGCCCCCACUGUUAUCAGCAUUCUUUUCAAGGAUACUUUUGGAAGGUUCUAACAGAGAAAGCCAGUGAAGGACUUGGGGGCAGGGCAGCCCAGGGUAACGGCCUUCCUUGAGGAGCCUGGGGGCCACCCUGCACUGGAUCAGUGCUGGAGGAGGAUGGGAUGGAGGAUGCCAGAAGGUCUUAAUCCUCAGGCUGCCAGCACUGCCCUCACCUUCCACUUCCAUGGUCCUGCUGAAUUCUUGAGCAGAGCCCAGGAUAAAAGUACAGACCCGGUAGAGGUUAUUUCUUGCAUGUCAGUCUUUUAUUUUUAUUUUUUGAACAAUAGCAAUAGCUAGAAAGACUGGGGGAGAAAGAAAGAAAGAAAAGAAAGGAAAGGAAAGGAAGGAAGGAAGGAAGGAAGGAAGGAAGGAAGGAAGGAAGGAAGGAAGAAAGGAAGAAAGGAAGGAAGAAAGGAAGAAAGGAAGAAAGGAAGAAAGGAAGAAAGGAAGAAACUACUUGAAAGCUGAUGUUGAAAUUUCAGUCCAGCUCUGCUGAGUUUAACCAAAAGGGCACACACAGCCACAUAAGCAAAAUGACUUCAUUUCUUAGGCAAACAGGCCAUGAUAUAGUACAUUUUCUAUAAUUGCUGUCUUUUCUCAUUUCAUUAACAGUUCCAGAAACCAGAUUUAAGUGGGGUGUGAAGGACAUUUGUAUAUGGUGAUUCAAAUGCCAAAUUAAUCACGAAACUUUAACUGAGACUACACAUGCUUGAGCAUCCUUGAAGCUGUUUACAGAUUAUGAGGUCCAGGGGAGGCUGUGUGAGUCUGGUUUUUCACGUUAGCCAAAGGUGGCCAAGCGCCUACUAUGUGCAGGACAUCGUGAGGGACGUCUGAAUUAUUCUUGAUAUGGACGUUUUAAAGGUGAAUAACUUCACCAACCCUUGCUUUCUUGUCCCCUCCAAGUGUUGACUUUUCAAAAUGUGUUCAUUAUAAAAGUGACAUUCAAAUUACAAUAGAAAUCCAGAAUACCACACGUUGCCCCUCAUCCCAGUAUCUGAUCAAGUCAGAGUUUUCAGUCUGCCCUCUUAACUUCCUAGGCCUUCUCCAUUUGCAUAUACAAAUGUACAUAUUUGCAAUAGUACUAUAGAUGGGCUUUUAUAUUCCAAAUAUUCUCUUUAUUUUAUAGAAUUUUAUUCGAUGCUUUUUUCAUUUUUCUGUGAUGUUUUAGUUCUUGCCUCCCCCAACCCACCCCCUCCUUCCUGCCUGAUCUGUAGCCUCCCCGUUUUCACUGUGCUUAGGUAUAUAAGGGAGGGUUUCUUUUUUUUAAAAAUGUGAUUGCUUCUUUUAAAAAUACCGUAAUUGUACACAUCACAUUUAUCCCUCAGCAAUUUGCCUCUGUAACUUAAUGCUGCAUCAUGAAACUCUUUCCAGCUCAACAGUUAGCUGGGUAGCUAACUUGUCCUUUCAGAUUGCUGUGUAAUUAAUACUCCAUAGUCCAGAUGGACCCUGGUUGAUUCCGUUGCUUCCUGUUGAUGGACCUUCAGGUAGCCUCAGUUUUUUGACACUACAAACAAUAAACAUCCAUAUAC
This is a messenger RNA of Zalophus californianus (California sea lion), 3633 nucleotides long. RefSeq names its product prion like protein doppel (gene PRND). The record is from RefSeq and is a predicted model, not a curated record. Lineage: Eukaryota; Metazoa; Chordata; Mammalia; Carnivora; Otariidae. Gene Ontology annotation, cellular component: membrane. The coding region runs from base 82 to 669 and encodes 195 amino acids. Gene Ontology annotation, biological process: intracellular copper ion homeostasis; protein homooligomerization. The transcript is spliced from 2 exons. Gene Ontology annotation, molecular function: copper ion binding.